AGUCUCCAGACACUGACAACAGACGCGCUGCCCUGCGAGAACCGAACAAUCAGCAAACAGCAUACCGACCUCUCCAAACACAUGAGGGGGGAGGGGGGCGGGCAGGUGAAGCUACGGAGGAGGAACGGAGUCGUUUAAAAAAAAAAUAGAGCAGAAAAAGAGGACAGAAGAGGUGACGCUGUCCGGGACUUGCAGCACUCCGUCUAGCGCGAGAAAUCACCGCCUCGACCGUCAUAUCUGACCACCGCUGCGGGAUGAAGUCCCAAUGACCUGUCACAAGAUGUCACAGAAAAAGAUAUUCCUGGUCCUCAUUGUUAUCUGCACAGUCAGUCUUCUACUGCACCGUGGGGGCCAUUUUAACUGGAACAUGGAGGUUUUCCAUCCUGGAUGUACGACCCUUCCCUCUCACCCUGCUCCAGGCCUGAAACCAAAGCAAACCAACAUUGUCUUCCUCAAGACUCACAAAACGGCCAGUACCACCAUGCAGAACCUGCUGUUUCGUUUCGCGGAGCGUCACAACCUGACGGUGGCAUUGCCUGUACAGGCCUGUGGUCAUCAGUUUUGCUACCCACGCUCUUUCGCCUCCCAGCUCAUUCACCCACACACACUACCAGCCAACAUCAUCACCAACCACAUGCGCUUCAAUAAGGCCGAGCUAAAACGUUUGAUGCCAAACGAUACAAUUUAUAUUACAAUCCUUAGGGAGCCAGCCUCUAUGUUUGAGUCCUUGUUUAGUUACUACAGCCACCAUUGUCAGAGCUUCAAAAGGGUCCCCAAUGGCUCCCUGGAGGCUUUCUUAAAGGAACCCUUCCGCUACUACCGGCCAGAAGAGAAUGAGUCUGUGUAUGCACGCAACACACUGACCUUUGAUUUGGGUGGAAAUAAAGAUCGACCGGCAACAGAUGUGUUAUAUGCAAAAGCCUUUGCAGAAGAGGUGGAGCGAGUCUUUUCCUUGGUAAUGAUUUCUGAGUAUUUUGAUGAAUCUCUAGUUCUUCUUCGCCAUCUCUUUUCUUGGGAUUUGGAUGACAUCAUUUAUAUCAAACUCAACAUGCGGACAUCAAGUUCUAAAAGGAGCCUUACACCGGAUCUUGAUGCAAAGAUCCGUGCCUGGAAUUCCAUAGAUGCAUAUCUUUAUGACCACUUUAAUGCCACAUUGUGGCGCAGACUGUCAGCCCUUGGUCUAGAGUGUGUGACAAGGGAGGUCCGACUCCUUCGUCAGGCUCAGGAGAAGCUGAUGAGGACCUGUUUUGGUAACCAGAUGCCAAUUUUCCGCUCAGCUGCGGAGAUCAAAAACAAGGAUCUUCGCCCCUGGCAGCCCAGUGAAAAAGUGGACAUAGUCGGUUACGACCUCCCGGGAAAUAUUAGCCAUGAGGCACAGGCGCUUUGCCGCAAGUACAUCUUGCCAGAGGUCUCAUACACACAGAUGCUUUUUAAUUCUCAGUCAUUACGGCAUCGUCGGAUCUUUCAGAAACAGACUACACAGAAGUCGCACUCACUCCAGCCACCUAUACACACAAUCCUGCCUCGGCAUUCUCAGGUUUAUCGAAGCCAGCUGCCAUCCACUGAUGCUGUAGGCACACCACCAAGAAAAGGAUCCACAUCCACCCAAAAGCCUGCAACAGACAACAAAAUGUUUAAACCUAGAUUUACAAAUACCAAGGCCUGAAAGAAAGAGAAAACCCAACAGACUGCAUAGUUCUACCCAACCUGAACCUUGAAGCAAAGAUGCUUGGUUGGUGGUUGACUGUGGGAACAGAGUGGUCCUUGGGAAAAAGUAUUUAAUAUAUAACUUUUUUUUUUUAUUUCUUCUUUAAAGAACAACAGAAAAAAAUGGAUAAAAAUGAAAAGGGUUAAAUACAUACCUGGACUUGAUCUUGAAUUUCUUUCCUCCCUGGAUUGUGAAACUGUAUCAGGGAUGGAAAACUCAAAGACUGUAACUUGGCCCCUUUGUUCAUUUCUGCAUGCCAACCACAGUGGAUGGUAGUAGGAUUUAGGUGAAAGUGUUUCUUUGAAGGAAUGGGUUACUUGGAAGUGGUGAUAUUGGGUAAGUCACAGAGUCUGCUUUGUGUAUUAGACUUGAAAAGUAUCAUGUUACUUCCUUUUAUUUCCUUUCUUGAGCUCUGUUUCACUCUCUCUUGUUAACAUCUAGAUUGAAAGUCCUGGAAAGCCUUAAUGACACAAAGGGAUCAGCUGUCAGGCCCCCAAAGACAGACAUUAAGUUCAUCUGUUAAAACAACAGCACAAAACAACGUUUCUUCCAUUUUCACAAACUGGGGCUCAAUAACCCUUUUCUUCAAGGGCUACUAUCCUACAGGUUUUAAAUGUUUCCUUGCAGCACAUGAUUCAAAAUAAAUGGAUUUCUCCAACAGCUUGUCAAGUCAAGCUUGCAUAAGUCUGUUAAUGAUUCAUUGGUUUGAGUCAGGUGUGUUGCAGCAGGGAAACAUCUACAACCUGCAGGGUAAUAGUCCUCGAGGACCAGGGUUGGUGAGCUCUGCUCUAGAAAUUAAAGUGACCAAGUGAGAGGAUAAAAAGCCUGAAAGCAAGUCUAAAAACUGCUGGUUUCUCACUUUAACCACCCAUUACUGCUAUGACUCACUCAGAGACUUAACAUACUUACAGCAUAAAAGCUUGUCACUCCUUUGUCUUUGACCACCUUUGCUUCCACCCAACAUCUUUAUCUCGGUUUAACAGCCUCUCAUUCUUUUCUAAUAUCCUCUGGUGAAGGUUUCCAUACAGAAAAAAGCACAAACCCAAAGAUAAAAAAAACAGUCAGAUAUUAAUGGAUUAUGAAAUUUAGUAUCUAAAUAAAUAAAAAAAUUUGCAACUGCAUCAGUACCAAUGUUACCAUUUUCAUGGAGUUCCUGCAUGUGGUGGACAACUUGCAGCAGCUGCAGACAGACAAAAAGCGCUUCUCUCACUCACAGCUGAACACACGAACACAGGUGCUGCUGGUGCUGCUGCAUAAAGCUUGAACACUUCAUCACACUAUCAUUCUCACUUUAUCCAUUGUAAGGAAAUAAACAUAAUGUAUUUCACAUACCACUUUACUUAGGCCCAACAUUUCAGAAGAAAACUAGUUUGUUGACUUGACCUCAAAUUUUAAAUCUGAGAUAGUGUCGAAGCAUCGAUAAGAGCAGCAAACUUCAAAGGAUUUAAAUAAAGAAAAACAGAAAAAGCCAGUUAUUUAAAACCCAAAUCUUCACAAAGAGUAUGAGGUCCCACUUUCAUGGUCUGUUUUCAUACUGAAAAUCAAGACUAAAUGAGCUUUUGCCCAGCAGCAUUUUAAAGACAGGAAUCAAUUUCAUCAGCCCGUAGGAGAUUGAUAUGGUAAUAAAUUCCACUACAUCCAACCACAUUGUGAAGAAAGAGCUGCUGUCCACUACAUUUAAGAUUUACUGCAGGUUAAUUCUGAUUUAAACAGUGAACGCAUUUCACUGAAAACUUGAUGUAGAGCUCCCAUUUUCAGUUAGGAGACCCAGUGCUGUAAAUGCAAAAGUUAGUGUGUAGCUUUGGUAAUCAAAAGUGUUUCAGGCCUUUUUGGCUCUGUAAUAUCGAAAAUGGUAUUAAAUACCGGGACAGGUCUACUAACAUCUCAUUUUUCUUCACCCUGCUCUGCUUUUGACCAUUAACUGCAACCGCGUCCACCGACAGACUUCAUUUUGAAUGCAAGGUUUCUGGAAGUGGAGUUAUUUCUAUAUUUAUUAACCAACCAGUAAGCCCACAGCACAUAUACAUGCACAGUGGCUCACACAAAAAAAUAUAGCAGCUAAGCAGGACAAAAACCUGAAGCCUGUGGGUCACAGCAUUUGAAUAUUUAAUGGUCUCUUCUCACAAAACUUCCUAUGGCCCAUGUUCUAAGGUUACAUAGCUGUACAUUUUCAUCAAGGACAUGUUUGACAGAGUGAACACUGCUUGUUGUGAAGCACAGGAUGAUAAAGCGAGUUGUCGGAUGGACUGGCUCAGAUCUCAACUAUCAACCCUUUUCUCUGCUGUGAUCCAUUUUAAAUGUGAUCUGUUGAUAUAUUAGCUUUUUUUCUGGUUGUCAGUGGGGAUUACUCUGUAACUAGACUGCUAAGAAACAAUAAUCCUGUGAGAAAGUGAGAAUAUGUUUGUAAUCCAGUAAAUUAAUCGCUGCUUUAUUUUUUUUAUUUAUUUUUUUUUUGUUGUUUGUUUUUUUUGUAUGUUUUUUUUUUUUAACCCACAGGGUCUAGCUGGGUUUUCUUUAGAAAAACCUUACCGUAGCAGGGAUUAUGACCAGAAGUUUACUUUGUGGGGUAUUUAUAUGUCCAUGCACUUGGAUUUGAUCAAGUUUGCAUCUGAAGAAAAUACAGUGACUAAAUUUUAAAGGGUUGAAGUCGGGAACAAAAUUCCCAACUACGUUAAUGUGUGAACUAAAACAAAUAUUGUUUGCAAAAGUUAUUGAAGUUAUAUAUUAUUUAUUAUCAGGACCUUAAGAGUCCCAUUGAUGUAUUGUGUUUUAAAACUUUAUUUCUGAUGUGUUACUAGAGAAAAGUUGCUUUUUCUAUUGAUGCACUGGACCAUCCUAUGAACUAUGUAUUACAAAACAUACUGCAGCAGCAUAAAAUAUUCAUCCUAUACACAUUUUACAUAAAACACGAUUACAAAAACCUCUUCUAAAAAAAAACAUAUUUAAUCGAGUGCAGCUGCUUUCAAAUUAAUCUUUCACUCAGCAGCACUUAAGUGCUCAACCACACAAUGGUGUCGUGGUUAGAGUCGAUCACACUGUUAGAAAAAAAAGAAACAUUGCUGCUGUUAUGACAGGAAGAGAAGUGAAGCAGGUGGGAAAAAAUAUGUCUGCAGGACAGGAUUUAAUGAUGUGGCUGAAUAUCUGAAUUCAAAGCAGCCUAUAUGAACAGGCCAGUCAAACAGUUUUCUUUUGAGAAAAUGAGCAAAUGUAUUUUAUUUAUUAAAUGACGUAUGAAUGUGUUCAAAUAUGUGAAAUUUGGACAAGAUAGAAGAUAAUUUUGUCAAAACAUGAGGCUGGGUGUAUUUAACUUAACAAAUCCCAGCCUGCCAGUCUGUAACAGUGGAGGCAUUAAUCAUUAAAACAGAUUACACAUAUACUAAUGUAGUUUUCAGGAAGUCUUUUUAAAAUAACUGUAAAUACUGCCUUUAUAUGGGGGCAAUUUUCAGCAGAGGAUGACUUUCUGAUUCCAUAAGGCGAAAUUUCACCCAUGCCAUGGGACUGCCACACAAUGUGUUAGCAGUUUGGUUUUGUUUUUUUUUUAACUCUGAAAAAGACUUUGCACAGAUGAUCCUUGUAUUAUCAUUUUAUUACUAGUGUUGUCAUGGGAUUUGUGGACAGUAAAAGGAAAACAUACAUCACUAUUUUUUUAAAGCAGCUGACAGCUUAUGUUAAUUCUCAGCAAUAUUAUGAUUAUUUGUGUCAACAAUGUUGUACAGUGUAAUGAAACUGAGUUAUUUCAGCUGCUCCUGGAUCUGUGAUAAAGUGAUGGUAAAUCAAAAUGAUGUGAAACAUGAAAACACUGAUUUUACUGUAUAUGACACAACUUAAGUAUUCAUCGAGACCCAGAGUUUUCAAUAAAAAUUAAAUGAUUCAUUGUGAAAUUAUUGUACUGUCUAUAUAACAGUAGAGUUUGGGAUUUAAUUUCAGAAGGACCCUUUUCAUUGCAAAGUGCUGAUCUGCACACAAAGAUAAAUUAGGUGAAGUCAUUUACUGUUUAUCUCACUUUCUUUUUUUUUAUGCAUUAGCCUGGGUAAACACCAGAAGCAGACCCCCCGCCAUAGCUGAGGUGGCAUUUCUGUGCAUGUUAGAGCAAAACAAAUGAGAAUAUGACUAUUUUCCCAACAAUUUCAAGAAAAUCUGGAAGGAUUUGGGCAUUUCUUGGCUGUUUGAACAACAGUGGAAAACUUAAAUUAUGAAAGAAAAAUGAAUGCGAAGAACACAGAGCUUUACUUCGCGAAGACUGCUGCUGUCUGUGGUUGACACUGUCUGUCCGCUGAUGGCGGUGUGUUUGCAUCGGGGAGGAACAUCGGACAUACAGAGAGCAGAGAAGAAAUGACAUGCUGUCAUAGCAGAGGACACUGGAUUUUCUAUAUAAUAAAAAUAAUUCAGUCAGUAAUACAAAAGGAUAACAUACAGUGUCCUGCAGACCAACUAGUUAUAACAAAACUAUGCCAUCUAACAUGAUAGAAAUUUAACAGCAGUUGCAAAAGUUUGAAACUAUUCCUUUACAAACUUUUGAUAACUUAUUACAAUGAGAUUAAUAUUUAAUAUAUAUAUAUAUUUAUAGUGGAUUGUCAAUUAUUGAAAAGAGUUUCUGAGAUCAUAGUUUCAUUACAUUGAUGCUCUGUCUUAAUAUGAAAAACAGAAUCAUUUUGAGAUCUCCAGAUAGGAUGCCCUUAUCAAUAAAUGUAGAUCACUGUCUAAUGUUGUCAGUUAAGGUAUCCAUGCUGCUGUCCAUUUCAGCAGAUAUGAGACAAUAAUGACUUGCCACCUCAGUAAUGGCGGCAAGGCAAGAUGGCGCAACACAAAAUGGUUGCUGGAUUAGUCUGUAAGUAAUUUUGAACACUUUGGGUCUUCAUGUGGAUUUCUAAAAAAAGACUGCAAGUAUGUGCAUUAAGGGCAUACUGCUGAUGGGCUUGAUGGAGUCAUUUGUACACAAAAUGAAGGUAAACAACGAAAAUAUGAUCAAAGCAGCUAUUUGUUCAUACUUGUCAUCCCAUGUCUGUGACUGACUGGGAUCCAGAUGAAGAAUGUCUCUUGUUUCCUCGCUUCAUUCAUGAUCCAUUAUUUGUGGGCUGCGAGUCACUGUGAGUGCUCUUUUGAUUAUAAGAGCCAUUUGCUGCUUUGCUUCUUGUGAGAGGGUUUCAGUAAUGAUCAUGCUGUCAAGUCUAAAGUGCCCGCUGUUCUUCAAAAAUGCCAGAGGGCUGUUAAGAAGAAGAAAAAAAAAGCUAAAAUCUCUUCAUCUUUACAUCAGCUGCCCUCUGCCUUAGCAAAGCUGUUAUUAUUAUUAUUAUUAUUAUUAUUUGUUUGGUUAGUUUUUUUUAUUAUUAUUUUGUUGCAAAGUGGAACUAUUGCAUUGUCAGAAAAUUAUUGUGUCCCUGCUGAGUCUUAAUGUCAUAUGAAAGUAAAAUGGAAAUGAUUUAUCAAAUUAAUAAUACUCUGACCACAUUUUUCUGCAUAUUUUUUCUGCUCAUAUAUAUUUUUUAUUUUUUGGAUUUAUGUGUAAAUUCAGAAUAAGUAUUAAUAUUAUUAUUAUUAUUGUUAUUAUAUCCUGUUUUUGGUAUGGAUGAAAAGGUUGAGGUGGGUAAUGGGGCUCUGAACAAAUGGCUUGAGACAAUCAGAGCUAGGGGCCCCAAAUCUUUAUAAUGAUGGAUGGUAAAUGUGAUGAAUAAAGUCUUGAGUGAUUUAAAUU
Molecule: messenger RNA, 7400 nt
Organism: Melanotaenia boesemani (Boeseman's rainbowfish)
Lineage: Eukaryota; Metazoa; Chordata; Actinopteri; Atheriniformes; Melanotaeniidae
Gene: gal3st3
Product: galactose-3-O-sulfotransferase 3
Exons: 3
Coding region: 266-1666 (466 amino acids)
Biological process (GO): glycolipid biosynthetic process
Cellular component (GO): membrane
Molecular function (GO): galactosylceramide sulfotransferase activity
Source: RefSeq, a predicted model, not a curated record